AUGGAGACAAGACGCUGGGGACCGAACCAGACCCACCCUGUGAAGAGGGGAUCGGAGCCGAGCCGCCGGCGGGCACAGGUCCAGGAUCAGAAGGGGCUUGUUUCUUUGGUAUUUGAGUGUGGCAAUGGCCAGUUUGUCCAACAUGUCACUGGUGGAUGUGGAUUUUCCCAGCAGGACAAAAAAUGUGGAUUCCCCUUGAAACUACUCACAAGGGUGGGUCUGGUUCGGUCCCCAGGGUCCUGUCCCCCUGCCGAUCUCGCCAUACUGAAGGCUUCUCCAGGCAAACCCGCGCUGCAUAUGUGUGGGACCCAGGAGUGUCAUGGGGGUCUGACCCACAUGGGCCUUGGGGUAAAGACCUGGAGAAUAGGCAGGGAGAAGCCGGCCACGCGCAGGUGCUGGUGGGUGACAGCCCCAGUUGCCUGCUCUGCAGUGUCCAGGUGGAAAUCCCUAGACCGAGUCAUCAGGGUUGAUAGGAUACUGGAGAGGGGGUUGUUGUCAUUCAAGGAUGUGGCCAUAGAAUUCUCUCCAGAGGAGUGGGAAUGCCUAGACCCCCCUCAGCGAAUAUUGUACAGGACUGUGAUGUUAGAGAACCAUAGAAACCUGGUUUUUCUAGGACUUGCUGUCUCAAAGCCAGACCUCAUCACAUGUCUGGAGCAAAGGAAAGAGCCCUGGGAUGUGAAGAGACAUGGCACAUUAGCCAAACUUCCAGCUGUGACUUCUCAUUACACUGAAGGCCUUUUGCAAGAGAAGAGCAUAGAAGAUUCACUUGCAAAGGUACCAAUGGGUAAAUAUGGUAAAUAUGUCCUUAAGAACUUAUGCUUACAAAAAUCUUGGGAAAAUGUGCAUGAGGGUGAAGGACAGAUAGAAUGCUCAGUUGCAAAUAAUCAUUACAAAUGUAACAAGAGUGUGGAAGUCUUUCAUCAACAAUCCAAAUUUGUUAUCCACCAGAGUAUCCAUAUUUCUGAUAUGGCUUUCAAACAUGAUUAUGGCAAAACAUUUAACCGGUCCUCAAAAUGUAGUCAACAUCAAAAAAAUAGUGGAGGAUAUACACCCAAUAUAUGUGGGAAAGUGUUUAAGAAAUCAUCCUAUCUAAAUAGACAUGAAAGAAUCCAUAGGGGAGAGAGAGCCUUCAAAAGUGAAAAACAUGGCAAAGCCCUUAGCUAUUACUCAUGUCAUUCAAAAUAUCAUGCAGAGAAACUCUAUAAAUGUGAAGAAUAUAAUAAAACCUUUACUUGUUAUUCACAUCUUAGUCACCAUCAGAGAUUCCAUACUGCACAUAAACCAUAUAAAUGUCAAGUAUGUGACAAACCCUUUCAUCAAUAUUCAAAUGAUAUUCAACAUCAAAGAUACCAAACUGGAGAGAAACCCUGUACAUGUGAAGAAUGCGGUAAAGCCUUUUGCUCUCAAGGAGAAUUUCCUGGACAUAAGACUCUUCAUACUGCAGAGAAACCCUAUAAAUGUACAGAAUGUGGCAAAGCCUUUCACUGUCAUUCAAACCUUACUCAACAUGUGUUGAUUCAUACUGGAGAGAAGCCCUACAAAUGUGAAGAAUGUGGCAAAGCCUUUCACACUCGUUCACACCUUACUCGACAUACGGUGAUUCAUACUGUAGAGAAACCCUACAAAUGUGAAGAAUGUGGCAAAGCCUUUCACACUCAUUCACACCUUACUCAACAUACUGUGAUCCAUACUGGAGAGAAACCCUUCAAAUGUGAAGAAUGUGGCAAAGGCUUUCACAUUCGUUCUCACCUUACUCGACAUACGGUGAUCCAUACUGGAGAGAAACCCUACAAAUGCGAAGAAUGUGGCAAAGCCUUUCACAUUCGUUAUCACCUUACUCGACAUAUGAUGAUCCAUACUGGAGAGAAACCCUACAAAUGUCAAGAAUGUGGCAAAGCCUUUCAUACUUGUUCAGACCUUGCUCGACAUACUAUGAUACAUACUGGAAAGAAACCAUACAAAUGUGAAGAAUGUGGCAAAGCCUUUCACACUCGUUCAAAUCUUACUCAACAUAUGGUGUUCCAUACUGGAGAGAAACCCUACAAAUGUAAAGAAUGUGGUAAAGCCUUUCACACUCGUUCAAACCUUGCUCAACAUAUGGUGUUCCAUACUGAAGAGAAACCCUACAAAUGUGAAGAAUGUGGCAAAACCUUUCACACUUGUUCACUCCUUACUCGACAUAUGAUGAUCCAUACUGGAGAGAAACCCUACAAAUGUGAAGAAUGUGGCAAAGCCUUUCAAACUUGUUCACUCCUUACUCGACAUACAGUGAUCCAUACUGGAGAGAAACCCUACAAAUGUGAAGAAUGUGGCAAAGCGUUUCGGACUCAAGGAGGAUUUGCUGGACAUAAGACCAUCCAUACUGGAGAGAAACCCUACAAAUGUGCAGAGUGUGGCAAAGGCUUUACUUGUUAUUCGAACCUUAUUGUACAUCAGAGUAUUCACACUGGAGAGAGACCCUACAAAUGUGCAGAAUGUGGCAAAGGCUUUCCUUGGUACUCAAAGCUUAUUGUACAUCAGAGUAUCCAUACUGGAGAGAGACCCUACAAAUGUGCAGAUUGUGGCAAAGGCUUUCCUUGGUACUCAAAGCUUAUUGAACAUCAGAGUAUCCAUACUGGAAAGAAACCCUACAAAUGUGCAGAAUGUGGCAAAGACUUUAAUUCUCAUUCAUAUCUGACUCAGCAUACAGUGAUCCAUACUAGAGAGAAACCAUACAAAUGUGCAGAAUGUGACAAAGCCUUUGGCUCUCGUUCACGACUUACCCAACAUGCGAUGAUCCAUUCUGGAGAGAAACCCUAUAAAUGUGCAGAAUGUGGCAAAUCCUUUCAGUUUCAUUCACAACUUACUCGACAUACAGUGAUCCAUACUGGAGAAAAACCCUACAAAUGUGAAGAAUGUGGCAAAGCCUUUCGUUCUCAUUCACAACUUACUCAACAUACAAUGAUCCAUACUGGGAGAAACCCUAUAAAUGUGCAAAAUGUGGCAAAGCCUUUCAGUUUCAUUCACAACUUACUUGACAUACAGUAA
Molecule: messenger RNA, 3027 nt
Organism: Carlito syrichta (Philippine tarsier)
Lineage: Eukaryota; Metazoa; Chordata; Mammalia; Primates; Tarsiidae
Product: zinc finger protein 43-like
Exons: 7
Coding region: 1-3027 (1008 amino acids)
Biological process (GO): negative regulation of transcription by RNA polymerase II
Molecular function (GO): DNA-binding transcription repressor activity, RNA polymerase II-specific
Source: RefSeq, a predicted model, not a curated record